GAAAGUAGCUGAGUUCUCUUUCUCUCAUUCGCGUUUCAGGCAGCAGCAGCUACAGCAAAGUGAUCAUGUGUGACGUUGUGGACAGAUUGCGGAGAGACACAGUUAAGAUCCGCGUGGUCACUUCUGGUCAAACCUUUGGCGCUCAUGACGAGCUGCUGAACCAGCUGGAGAGGAAGUUAAAGCUGCUUCAGACGGACCGGGACAGAAGCAGCAUCACCAUGCUCUUCUGUCCAAUCACCUCUCGAGUCGGGUCUGACGUGGAAGCAGCCAUGAGCUCGCUGUCAGGAGAUCAACCCGUGAUUCUGGUCCUGAUGCACCACACCAGAGAUCCCAGCUACUCCACGGCCGGGACGGACUGGGCGGACGUCUAUCCCAACGUCGUCUCCAGCGUUCAUGUUCUCUUCCAUGAGAGCGUGCCGGGAUUACUGGCAUGUUCCCAAAACAACAUGGCGGCGGACCAGAUGCUGAGAGUGUUGAGUUCUUACAGCAGUAGUUGCUGGAGAGAAAGUUCUUCAUGGGAUGUGAGGAGGGUUGUAUUAAUCUCCUUAGGAAACUUGAUCAGGUAUCAUGAGAUUUUUAUGAGCGUUGGUUGUCUUUUCCUUCAGAUCAGUUUGCGCAGACACACAUCACGUUUUUAUCUAUGUGCUGUACCAGUGCUACGUUUCAUUUACCGUGGAAGCUGUAAAUGACAUCACACUUGAGUUAACGUGGUUGGAGAAGUCGAUAUUGCAACAUGGCAACGCCCAAGUUUUACAGCCAAGUAAGGUUAGGUAAUAGUCUUAAACAGAAAACAUUAAACAUUAGACUAUGACACCCUUAAUAUAAAUUAGCAUAAAAUCUACCUGGUAACAUGUGCAGGUGUCUGACUGAUUUCUGUACAAUGUCUUUAUAAUGACCUGGAGGAAUGAAAGUACACAAAAAUGUUACUUUUAUUUGCAUUUGCACCCGAGAUUGAUCGCAUUACUGCGGAAAAGGGGCGCGCUAAAGGCAGCUUCGUAAACUGCUGCACAGCUCACUUUGAUAGGAGCUUAGAAAAGUGUCAGUAAAACGGUAAAUACCUUCACCAGCUGUGGAUGGUUUCAAAAGCAGGAAGUGGUAGAAGGCCGUGACUCCUAGGAUUAUUUGAGGUCCACUUAUAACUGUUGUAAUUAAGUAAUUUUCCAGGCUUGACAUUUGCUUUUUAAAAUUGUUUCUUAUGUUUUUCGGCAUGUGAAAUUUUUUUAGUUAGUAUUUAUUUUGAGACUGUUUGUCAAACAGAUGAACUUGGCAUCACCUGUGAGACCAAAUACAUAAUUACAAUAUUACAUCUCUAUGAAUAAUCUUUGGAUUUGUGGGAGGCUAAACUAAUGAAAGAACAGAUUGUCGCAUAUUUUGUUGUUACUCAGUUUCUUUUAUUUUCUGUUCAUAUUCUUGCAAGACUGAAUAAAGAUUUAUUCAAGUGAAAAUCACCAAUCUAUGUUUGGUAACUAAGAGUGACAGUUAUUUAGGAGACGAUACCUUUAUUCCUUUUUAUUGAAUUUUCUUCAUUUUUGACGGGUUUGAUCUGCGACUGGAUGGAUCAAUAACAGACCCUGCUGCGCUAAACUGCUUCUGCGUUACAGUCUUUUGAAACUUCAGCCCCAGCUCAGCCAAUUAAAGGACCCCCUGUGGUGCUGAGUUCUUAAUUAUUAAAUGUCUGUCUUCAAACAAUCACCUGCUCAAUUUUAAAUGUUAAUGUUAAAAUCAAAUAUAUGUAGAGAGAAAGCUGGAACUGAACUACAACGCAUUUUAUUGGAAUGAUUUGCAAAGUGGAAGGAAAUGAUGACCGCUUUUUUAAAAUUUUUAUUACAAGUGUUUUGUGAGUUUGUAAUCAGCCCCUUUUACACUGAGAAACCUAAAUAAAAUUAACUGCAACCAGAAGCUUAUAAUUUAUAGGAAUGCGCCGAUUCACUGUUGUCACUCCAGAUAAGGAUAUCUCUGGUUUCAUAUCGACCGAUACUGAGCCAAAACAGAAAAGCAGCAAUUAAUCGACUUCAAAAGUUUAUUUUUUAUAAACACAAAUCUAAAUGUACUGAACUACAAAUGUAUUCAUAACUCUGUACCAGUGCUAACAUAAAUAGUUUCACAAGCCUGGUCAAACAUGGAAACACACCUUUCAUUGGUUCUGGCCUUAUGAAUGGGGCACGUUUCCAUGGAUACCCAUGUUAUUUUAAAUAUCAGAACCCAUAGAAAUAUUAA
Messenger RNA from Xiphophorus hellerii (green swordtail), 2217 nucleotides. RefSeq lists its product as uncharacterized. The transcript is spliced from 4 exons. Bases 66 to 689 code for a protein of 207 amino acids. The record is from RefSeq and is a predicted model, not a curated record. Lineage: Eukaryota; Metazoa; Chordata; Actinopteri; Cyprinodontiformes; Poeciliidae.